UAGCGCUUGAAAUUAAACGGUCGGACUUGCCGAACAGGAUUCACCCGCUUAGACGAGUCCAUUUUCUGAGAGCCUUUCGCUCCUCGCUCAACGACCGUUCGCUCACUUGCGGCAAAGUUUGUGUUGCGGCUUCUCCUGCUGGUCCUUUAGUGCUCAAAAGCAAUCUAACUAACAAACAUGUGCGACGAAGAAGUUGCUGCCCUCGUUGUCGACAAUGGCUCCGGCAUGUGCAAGGCCGGUUUCGCCGGUGACGACGCUCCCCGCGCCGUAUUCCCAUCCAUCGUGGGCCGCCCCAGGCAUCAGGGUGUGAUGGUCGGCAUGGGCCAGAAGGACUCCUAUGUCGGUGAUGAGGCCCAGUCCAAGCGUGGUAUCCUCACCCUGAAAUACCCCAUUGAGCACGGCAUUGUCACCAACUGGGAUGAUAUGGAGAAGAUCUGGCACCACACCUUCUAUAACGAGCUGCGUGUCGCCCCUGAGGAGCACCCCGUUCUGCUCACUGAGGCUCCCCUCAACCCUAAGGCCAACCGUGAAAAGAUGACCCAGAUCAUGUUUGAGACCUUCAACACCCCCGCCAUGUACGUCGCCAUCCAGGCUGUGCUGUCCCUGUACGCCUCUGGCCGUACCACUGGUAUUGUGCUGGAUUCUGGUGAUGGUGUGUCCCACACAGUGCCCAUCUAUGAAGGCUAUGCCCUCCCCCACGCCAUCCUGCGUCUCGACUUGGCUGGCCGUGACUUGACUGAUUAUCUUAUGAAGAUCUUGACUGAGCGUGGCUACAGCUUCACCACCACCGCCGAGCGUGAAAUCGUGCGCGACAUCAAGGAAAAGCUUUGCUAUGUCGCCCUUGACUUCGAGCAGGAGAUGGCUACCGCCGCCUCCUCCUCCUCCCUGGAGAAGUCCUACGAGCUUCCCGACGGACAGGUCAUCACCAUCGGAAACGAGCGUUUCCGUUGCCCUGAGGCCCUCUUCCAGCCCUCAUUCCUGGGUAUGGAAGCCUGCGGCAUCCACGAGACCACCUAUAACUCCAUCAUGAAGUGCGACGUGGACAUCCGUAAGGACCUGUACGCCAACACUGUCCUGUCCGGCGGCACCACCAUGUACCCUGGCAUCGCCGACAGAAUGCAGAAGGAAAUCACUGCCCUGGCCCCUAGCACAAUGAAGAUCAAGAUCAUCGCUCCCCCUGAGAGGAAGUACUCCGUCUGGAUCGGAGGUUCCAUCCUUGCCUCCCUGUCCACCUUCCAGCAGAUGUGGAUCUCCAAGCAGGAAUACGACGAGUCCGGCCCAUCCAUCGUGCACAGGAAAUGCUUCUAAGCUUUUUCCUCUAUAUUUUCUCCUACAUUUACUCUUAUGUUCGAGUCAGCAGAACCCCCUUCAAUCCAUCUUGUUUUUUUUUAUCAAUAUCUGCAGAAUCUCCUUCCCACUUCGGAACAUUCCUUGUUUGCCUUUUGUAAGUGUGUUUGUUGCCUCCAUCAAGUUUGUCUGCGUAGUUGAAAACGCGCAAAUUUCUUGGACGCAACCAACGAGAAAGAGACUGUUACCGUAACUAUGGGGGUUCUUAAAAUUGAAAUAAAAUUUGCAAAAGACAAGUGCUUGUCCAUUCCAAGCUCAAUCUAAAUCCAUUGUAAAAUAUGAAUAUUUAACCAAGCAAGUGCACCGGCUGUAGGGUUCAUACAAUCAGAACCACCACCAAAGUGAUCGCCCUAGUAGCCCAGUAUUAUUUCCAAAAAGGUCCCGCUCAGGGCAAUCUUGAAUGCAUUUUUUGUUAGUAGGUGUGUAUGUUUGGUCGUUUGGCUGCUUGGGCGGUCAAAACUUCAUGACAUUUGUCAACUACUCGUAAUUAAUAAAUUAUUAUCCAAGCUUCUCAAGAUCAAAGCUUCAAUAAAUAUGUAUAAAAUUCUUAAAUAA
Messenger RNA from Cloeon dipterum, 1902 nucleotides. Its product is annotated as actin-5C. The transcript has 4 exons. Bases 178 to 1308 code for a protein of 376 amino acids. NCBI's taxonomy places the organism in Eukaryota, Metazoa, Arthropoda, Insecta, Ephemeroptera, Baetidae. The record is from RefSeq and is a predicted model, not a curated record.